AAAAAAUCUACAUUCCUACUAGACAAUACUUCACGAACUUAUUACAUAUUCGAUUUCUAACCUUGUUCUUAAUGUAGCUCAAAGUAGAAAAGACUCUUUCAACACUUGCCGUGUAACCAUAAAAUCAAUUCAAAAUUAAGGGUAGCAUGUACGUAGUUUAAUUAUUAGGUAUUCAAAAUAGUUGGGGAUAAAGAAAUAGCGUUUUACUGUUGCAUGAUGUUUAAAAUAGAAUAGCAAAUGAGUAGCAACAUAAUUAGAAUAUGUUUGAUAAUAGUAGUGUCCUAGGUAGGAAUAACACGGACUACCACCUAUAUUUUGUUAAUCAUAAGCAAACUGUUAUCGAGGGUAGGAUAAUCAUUUUUUCAAAUGUUAGGGUGUCCCGGAUUACCAAUUAUAUUUUGUAUACCCACACAAAAUUACUACCGGAGGUUGGAUAAUCGUUUUCCCAAAUUUUAGGGGUGUCCCGGGACACCCCUAAAGGCCCAUGUAAAUGCCCUUGGUGAUCAUCUAUUUCAGAAACCCACUAUUGAGGGUUUUUAAAUUUCCUAAUUGUAAAAUCUCUCAUCUUUCCCAAACGUAGAAUUGUGUUAAAAUCCUGCAAAACGAGAUAUUGUUUUAAAAACUCUCUGAAAUCCCUCAUUAAAAUCUCUAAUCCAAACGAUCCCUAAGUUAUUUCUUGUAGCAAUUCUAGCCAAAAUAACAAGCCAAGUUAAGAACUUGUAUUUUGGCGGUGUAAACUUACCACAUAAACCUUCCACCAGUCAACCAUAUGCCUUUUAACACUUAUUGUAUGCGGUUCAAAUUGGACCAAACUCAUGAGAAUCGCGGUUUAAUAGUUGACAGACAUCUCAAGAUCAACACCGGACCAACAGUACUGCAUUCGGUCUCAUUUGGCCCGGUCCAUUUCAAUAUUUAUAAAAUUCAUGAACCCAAAAACCAAACCUCAUUUUAUUCGAUUAUGUAUGAACUGAUCCAAAUAUCAAUUUGAUCCGAUGAAAUCUAAUACGAAGCAAACCGUCACAUCCUGCACUCCUAUACUCGACUACCUACCACGGUUUGUCCAACUCACAUAAGUUGCUCCACUCAAUUACAUAUUAAUUAAUUAAGCUAUAAAAGUCUAGGUUUGAUGUUACUAUUCAUUAGUGGCACUCACACUCCUCCUUGCAAGUGGGGAAGUUCCAAAAUCCUUCUUUUCCCCCACUCUCCAAGAUCCAUACCAUAUAUGCGUUGUCAAAUCCUCUUCUUUGUUCACCAAUUCACAAUCCUUCUCGAAACCAGAUCUUCUCUAUGUUUAUGAUUUUUGUAUCGAGAUCGAGAUUCAUCCGCUUUGAGGUUUUUCUUUCUCAUUUUCCUUUCGGUUAAGCAUGAUCACAAUUGAACCCAAAUUCAUUGGAAUCCAACCUGAUUCGCCCAGGUCAAAGGGACUUGAAACCGACUUUAGUAUUUUAAAAAUUUUAUUUUUCCUUUUGGUUGGGAAGACAAUUGAACCCGAAUCUAUGAUAAUGACGAGUUUAGUAUCGUGAGCGAGUUUUAUCCACUUUAAUAGGUGGCAGGUUGGGUCAAGUGUCAAUUUAUUAAAAAGUCGGCCAAAGCGAGUUAACCACAGUGUUGACGAGUUCUAGAUCGAGAAUGAGUUUUGUCUGCUUUAAUGUUUUUAUUUUAUUUCAUUUUGGAGGAGAAUGACAAUUGAACCCAAACACAGUGUUCAUGAGUUUUGUAUCAAGAGCGAGUUUUAUCCACAUUUGUAAUUGAUAGGUAGGGUCAAUUGUGAAAUUGUUCAAACUGGGUUCGACCCGAUCACAGCGAGUGGAACCCGGUAUUGAGAAAUUUGGGUCAGGGAGCGAGUUUUAUCUGGUUUAGUGUUUUUUUGGUUUAUCUUUUUCCUUUUGGUAUAGAAUGAUAAUUGAACGCAAACACAUGAGUAUCUACCCUGCUUCUGCUUUCACUUCUCUCCUUCCCUCUCUAUGGAUAUUUUCUUCUCUUCUAAGGUCGUUGCUUUUUUGGUUGGUUUGUUUGUUUGAUAGAUGGAUGGAUCUGCUUCUACUGGAGACUUCGUAUUUAUAUAUACUAGGUGGCGAUGCCGCGCCUUGUCCCGGGGCGGAGAUGGCCUACGGACAUGUAUUAUGUGGAGCGAGUUUUAUCUGGUUAGUGUUUUUUUGUUUAUCUUUUUCCUUUUGGUAUAGAAUGAUAAUUGAACUCAAACACAUGAGUAUCCACCCUGCUUCUGCUUUCACUUCUCUCCUUCCCUCUAUAUGGAUAUUUUCUUCUCUUCUAAGGUCGCUGCUUUUUUGGUUGGUUUGUUUGUUUGGCUAAUAAAUACUAUUUACCUAAACCCAAGUCGACCCAUUGAUUAUGAGAAGUGAAUGGUGACAUAUAUAUGGGUUUGGAAGUAUGUAGAUGGGUUUGAGUAGGGUAUGAAUAUUUACUUCCAUAAUCUAAAUGUGUAUGAGUUGGGUAUGGAAUGGAUACUCAUUUAUUCGAGGGUGUUUUGAUUACAUUAAAAAAUUAGACUUACUUGUAGGACAUCAAAAGUUUUAGGUACCAAAAUGUAAUACACAAAAAAAUUAGAUACUAAAAUGUAAUGUUCCAUCAACACUUUGAGGACUUUUAUGCCAAAAAAAUAAAUUUAUGUUACAAAUUGAGUCUUUUUAUCUAACAAGGUUAAAAUGAUUACAUCGUUAUUAUGUGAAAUCUAACAUCUUUCUAACGUUGUUUAAAAUAAAAUUAUCUAUUAUCUCUCUAAUUUUUGUAUUCUAUAUGAGAUCAUUUUCAAUCGUUAUCCUAGUUAUUCAGUUAAGAUUUUUGUAAGUAUUAUUUUUUAAUACAAACAGGAUUUGCAAAACACAAGAAAAAUACUAUAACAAUCAAUAUACUUAUCUAGCGUACAUAUAAAUGAGAAUAUCAACCAAUGAGCAACAUUAAUAUACUUAUCCAGCGUCCAAACAUCCUUCUAUGUUUGAGCCCAUGCGAUUGUAUUCUUGUUCACCUCCUUUAGGUCUUUUGACUAUCAGUAUUCGUCUGGAGUGGUUUAUAACGCUGAAAAGUACAAAAUAACACCAUAAGGGCAUCAAAUAGUAGAGAAACAGACUCAAGGUCUAUCAUAAGCUCAUUAUUUAAAUAGUUAUUAAUUUCAUAUGAAAUAUAGUCAAAAUCACUAAAGAUGCAUUGAUAGAAGAGUAAAAUAUAACAAAUAUGAGAUUGAUAAACACUAUAAAUGAAGUGCGAUGAAGGAGUGUGGUGUUGGGAUCCGCUUGGGAAAAUAAAAUGAUUAAAUUAGUGUAAGUACUUGGUUAAUAUGGCCGGUAGGAUGAGUAUAUAUGGUGCAAGGACUGCAUAGUUAGGAAACAUAAUUCUCAUUAUCAUGAUGCAAACAAAUCAAUUAAGUAAAAUGAUACGUUUGGAUGCACGGUUCCUUACCAACUUUUCUCCCCAUAGGCCAUAGCCACUGUUCACUAGCCCCAGAAUUAUCUGUGGGCGUACUCACCUAAACGUCCUAAAUCCCCCUUUUCUUUUUUGUUGGAUUUUUUACUACCGUCUUUAUACUCCUCUUCCAUGAUAUAAUUAAAGAGUUUAUCAUAACCAUAAAGUUCACCAUAUCAUCCCGCCAAGCAAACUUUAUGGAGGCCAACAACUUCUCUUCCAAGAUUUCCAACCUUAAUUCCUUUAUUAUUAACGAAAACAUUAAUCAUCUCGUCAAUUUGCGUUACGCAAAUAUUUACGUAGCUAUUACAGUUCAAUAAGAUGAAAUCUCAUAAUGUGAUUUGAUUAUUAGACCACACAUUACAUGGGAUUUAACUAACAACAUACUAUAACAGUAUGUAAAUUACAAAUACAUUACAUAAUUACCCUAGUGGUCUCUCGAGCUCACCGCAUAUUGUGAUGCCGAUUGGGGAGGAUGCCAGACGACUCGCAGGUCGACCACAUGAUACUACAUACAGCUGGGAGGUGCUCCGGUUUCAUAGAGGAUGAAGAAGCAGAAAAUGGUAUCUCGAUCGUCUGCUGAGGCGGAGUACCGGGCGAUGGCCAGCACGGUCAGCGAGGUUGUUUGGUUGCGUUUUCUCCUUACUGAGUUUGGUGUGCCGCAGCCAUGCCCGACACCUCUGCACUGUGAUAAUCAGGCAACUUUACACAUAGCUGCCAAUCCCGUUUUCCAUGAACGCACGAAGCAUGUAGAAAUGGAUUGCUACUUCGUGCGUGAGCGAGUGGUCUCCAAGGAGAUAGCACCGGUGAAGAUUGGUAGUUCUUCCCAGUUGGCGGACAUCUUCACCAAAGCCUUGGGCACGGAACAGUUUCAACGUCUUCUCUGCAAGCUUGGCAUUCGAGACCUACAUGCUGCAGCUUGAGGGGGAGUGUUGAACCGUGUAUCUUCUUGCACUCAUUUUCUUUUUUGAGGACCUUUCUGUUAUUUGCCUCUCUAACCUAAUUGCCCUAGUGACGUUUUAGAAAGGGUAUAUUAGGAGGGCUUUGUAGCCGAGUACUGUAUUCUGCGCAGCUCAUAUUCUCUGCAAACAUAAUAAGAUAAACUGAGAGCUUCGGCUCUCCGUGGAGUAGUCUCGCUCACGGAACGGGGAAACCACGUAAAUCGUAGUGUUGUGCUUCCGCAUUCUAGUAGAUUUUAGAAAAAGUUUUUGGAUACCAUGAUGAAUAUUUUAGUUUAUUUGCUUGAGAAAAUGAUACUUAUUGUAAAUUGACUCUUAUGUUAGGCUAGCAAUUGAAAGGUCACUUUUGAACAAUGAGUUAUGAUAUGGAAUAACAUAUGACUUGAAGG
Linum trigynum is the source of this 4768-nucleotide messenger RNA. The record is from the annotation of a GenBank genome assembly. Lineage: Eukaryota; Viridiplantae; Streptophyta; Magnoliopsida; Malpighiales; Linaceae.